AUGUCUCCAGCACAAUGGGAGAUGAAGGCCGAGGCUUGCCGGCAAAUCCUGCAGAAGUCACUGAAACCCGAAUGGCUUCUUCCUCCAGACCGGCUACCACUCGCCAGCCAGCUCAAUGUAUCUAACUUUGUUGAGUCUUGCGGACAGUUGACGCCGCGCGAGCUGCAGAUCACGGCGAGCACCGCGGCCGAGCUGACGAGUCAGAUGGCCGAAGGCAAGCUCACUGCGGUCGAGACUGUCACGGCUUUCUUGAAAAGAGGUCACAUUGCGCAUCAACUUGUGAACUUUGCUACCGAGUUCAUGGUUGAAGAUGCACUGGCUGCUGCCGAGGAGCUGGAUGCGCACUUCAAGAAAACCGGGAACCUCGUUGGGCCUUUGCACGGUGUACCGAUAUCCGCCAAGGAGCACAUGAGCCUGAAAGGCCGUAGAGUCCACUCUGGCUAUGUCGCAUGGGCCGACAACGUGGCCGAUGAAGAUGCUCUAGUCAUUCGUCUGGCAAAGGCUGCCGGCGCGGUGUUCCAUGUUCGGACGAACGAGCCUCAGAGCGUCAUGCAUCUUGACUGCAGCAAUCCCAUUUACGGAACAACGGUGAACCCCUACAACCGAAAUUUGACAACCAACAGUAUUGCAGACCUCGACCUGUUCCAGAAGGUCAUCAUCGAUCAGGAGCCUUGGGAGGAAGAGACCCAGCUUGUACCUUUGCCCUGGAAACGACGCGAGCCGUACAAAACUGGAGACUUCACCAUAGGUGUCAUUUGGGAUGAUGGGAUGGCUCACCCUCACCCGCCUGUUACACGGGCCCUGAAGCAUGCGGUCGCGAAGCUCAAAGAUGCCGGAAUCAAGGUUGUUGACUAUGAGCCAUACAACCACAAGGAGGGAGCCGAAAUCAUUCAGACCCUCUAUUUCCCUGAUGCAGCUGCAACUCAAAGAGAACUCUUGAAGAAGGGCGGUGAACCUGUUGCAUUCUUGACAGAAUGGGCAUUCGCGUACUCAAAGCCUGAACCACUUUCUAUCAGAGAGAACUGGGAACUGAAUGUUCGACGAGACAACUUUAGGGACGCCUAUCACAAAAGCAUGAAGGAUCGCGGAGUUGACUUCAUCUUGUGUCCAGCGUACGUGGGCCCUCCUGCAAGAUUGGGCGAGGCGCAAUACUGGCAUUACACUACGAUCUGGAAUAUUCUAGAUCAGCCAAGUGUGAUAUUUCCGACGGGAAUCCACGUUGAUCCAGCCAUCGAUGUUGUGGAGGAGGAUUACAACCCUCGCUCUGCCGAGGACGAGCGAGAGUACAAGAAAUAUACUCCAGAAGAUUUCAAGGACGCUCCCAUUGCGUUGCAACUCGCGGGCAAACACUUCCGAGACGAAGAUACGAUCGCUGCCUCUGAGAUGGUGUCCAGGAUUAUUCAACAGUAA
Colletotrichum chrysophilum is the source of this 1410-nucleotide messenger RNA. RefSeq lists its product as uncharacterized. The coding region runs from base 1 to 1410 and encodes 469 amino acids. The transcript is spliced from 6 exons. NCBI's taxonomy places the organism in Eukaryota, Fungi, Ascomycota, Sordariomycetes, Glomerellales, Glomerellaceae. The record is from RefSeq and is a predicted model, not a curated record.